GCUCUUGCUCUUGCCUCCAGCUUCAAGGAAGGUGCGUUGCUGGCCAGAACUCAACUCCAAACUGACCAUCACGACCCGAAACCUGCCACCACCGACGACGCUACCAACAACACCGCCCGCACUUAUCAGAACCGCCGGAAACAUGUUGUCGAGUCUCGGAAACCCGCGCCAGGCAGCGUCGCAACUGCUCAACUUUGCGCUGAUCCUCUCGACUGCCUUUAUGAUGUGGAAGGGUCUUUCCGUGAUUUCCGAUUCCCCCAGCCCGAUUGUAGUCGUUCUCAGUGGUUCCAUGGAGCCUGCCUUUCAGAGAGGCGAUCUCCUUUUCCUAUGGAACCGCAACCUGAUCCAGGAAACCGACGUUGGCGAGAUCGUUGUCUACGAAGUCAAGGGCAAGAACAUUCCCAUUGUUCACAGAGUGGUUCGCAGAUUCGGCUCUGGACCGGAAGCGAAGCUCCUUACCAAGGGCGACAACAACAACUCCGAUGACACUGAGCUCUAUGCCAAGGAUCAGGACUACCUUGUGCGCAAGGACAUCAUCGGCAGCGUCGUCGCAUACAUCCCCUUCGUCGGCUACGUUACGAUCCUCCUUUCAGAAUAUCCGUGGUUGAAGACGGCAAUGCUGGGAAUAAUGGGCUUGGUAGUGGUGCUGCAGAGAGAGUAGACUCGUCAUUAUGGCCAAAAAUUGAUACCUACAUUCGAGACCAGCCAGGAGCCAUCGAGCGCCCGAAUCGCGAAAGUCGUUGCAGAGACCAACAAUAUUGGAGAAACAGCACAUUCGCGGUUUUCUGGGUAGCCGUGACGGCGAUACUUGGAUUGAUUGAUUUCGAUGACCGAGGGGGCCUCGGUCUCGUACAUAAUAUUUGGUGGGGCCUUUGCCAGCCACCGCUGCGCUUCUGUGAACUGAGACAGACAUCCGGAAGAAUUACCAUUGUAUAGCUGACGACCAAUGCUGGGGUUUACAGACAUGAGAGAGUCAUAUUGCCAGAUCUUUCAGUGGAAGAAAACCUCCAGCGCAGCGGCAACCGAGGUCCAGGCAUAAGUCCCAAUAUAUUUCUCAUCCCC
Molecule: messenger RNA, 1062 nt
Organism: Colletotrichum scovillei
Lineage: Eukaryota; Fungi; Ascomycota; Sordariomycetes; Glomerellales; Glomerellaceae
Product: signal peptidase I
Exons: 4
Coding region: 143-661 (172 amino acids)
Cellular component (GO): membrane; signal peptidase complex
Molecular function (GO): serine-type endopeptidase activity
Source: RefSeq, a predicted model, not a curated record